Lutra lutra (Eurasian river otter) is the source of this 1268-nucleotide messenger RNA. It is a transcript of the gene BIK, whose product is annotated as BCL2 interacting killer. NCBI's taxonomy places the organism in Eukaryota, Metazoa, Chordata, Mammalia, Carnivora, Mustelidae. Gene Ontology annotation, biological process: male gonad development; apoptotic process; apoptotic mitochondrial changes. The transcript has 5 exons. The record is from RefSeq and is a predicted model, not a curated record. Bases 67 to 597 code for a protein of 176 amino acids.
AAUACGCCUCCCGGCCCGAGCCCCCCGGACCCCGCGCCCGCCGCCGCCUCCGACGCGAGAGAAGAAAUGUCCCACACAGGACCCCUCUCCAGGAACCUCUUUCUGAGCACCUUUCUGCAGGAGCAUGGCCCGGAAGUGCUGGAGGUCCCUGGCAUGACUGAUCUCGUGGACUACUAUGAUCCAGGGCCCUCCCCUAACAGCAGCAACCCCGACGAUGUGGCCAUGCGGCUGGCCUUCAUCGGGGACGAGAUGGAAGUGAGAUGGACGCUGCCCCGCAUUGGCGAGCUGCCCGGGAUGGCCGUGCACAGCUUGGCUUUUACCUACAACCAGAUGGGCCUGAGAGGUGUUCUCCGAAGUUUCGUGGAUGGUCUCACUAACCUCAGGGAGCACAUACGGAUCUGGAGCUUCCUGACCUUCAGGAACAGGCUCAUGCUCCCACUGUCCCCAGCCGAUGAGCAGCCUGGGUGGGCUGGCUUCUCCUCCUCUGUCCUCUGUCGCGUCCUCAGCCAUCUCCCCACCUGCCUGUGCUGCUCUUCCUGGUUUUUGUCCCCGACCGGUCCGGUUUGGAGAUGCUCCUGCGUCCCCCACCUUCCCUGACUCGUCCUUCCCCACCCCGGCCUCAGCCUCGCGGGCUUAUCCCUGUGUCCACAGAGCGGGCACAGAAGGAGCCGCGGAAGGAGCCACCUCUGUUCCGGGCUGGAGGGCCUCACCUCUCCCCCACCUUCAUCCCACAGGUGUCCCCCAACCCCGGGCGCGGGCUGGUGCUGUCCCUGCUGCUGCUGGUGGUGCUGCUGCUAGGCUGGGGGCUUCAGGUCCUCCAGUGAUGCCAGCUGCUGCUCGGGGGCGGGGCUGGCCUCGCCCCCCCUGGCCGCCACCCUGGCGGUGGCCUUGUUGGGUUUGUUGUCUUUUUAACGGUUUUCUGGUGAUGCCUUUUUUAUAUUUAAAACGGAGUGCUGGGACACUACUGAGGUUUCAUACUAGUUUUUUUUCUUUUUCUUUUUGUAAGAGAAAUGAAUUCAUUAUACCUCUGGGGUCGUUGCUGGUUAACUGCCCUUGCCAAGGCCUGGCUGGGCCUGCUCUCCUGGCCCCAGCCCACGUGAGGUGGCCUGUCCCGGGAAGGAGCCUUCCUCUCGAGGGGGGGCCCUGUGGCGGGCCGUGGGGGGAGUGCUGGCCACACCCCCAUGUCUGUGAUGCCCCGGGGCAAAGAGAAAAUCUGCUGGAAUAGAUUUCUGAGGGGUGAGGAGAGCUCAAUAAAAUGUUGGUUUCCA